Molecule: messenger RNA, 1128 nt
Organism: Ordospora colligata OC4
Lineage: Eukaryota; Fungi; Microsporidia; Ordosporidae
Product: subunit H of vacuolar H+-ATPase V1
Exons: 1
Coding region: 1-1128 (375 amino acids)
Biological process (GO): proton transmembrane transport
Cellular component (GO): vacuolar proton-transporting V-type ATPase, V1 domain
Molecular function (GO): proton-transporting ATPase activity, rotational mechanism
Source: RefSeq, a predicted model, not a curated record
AUGUUUUUGGACAAGCUUGAAGCAAAAAUCAAAGAUUCAAUAUCUGAAAGCACGCAUACUGAGUGUAUGAAAACAUUUAAUGAAAUAAGAUGUUUGGGUGCCAAGGAAACGAUGGCGCUGCUUUUGAGCAGUGAAGACACAGCAUUUUCUGUGCUUUCGUCAUCUCCAGAAGUGUUGAAUGAAGAUGAACUGAUAGGUUUGCUUUUCUGCUCAAGCAGCUACUCUAGAUACAAAAGUGCGGAGAUUUUGACGAGAAUGUAUGCCAACAAGGCACAUAGGAAAGAGUAUUUGUCGUUUUUCAAACAGAUGCUCAAAGAUAAUGCGUCCUAUGACGAAGGCAAUUACUUGCUCUGCUUGUUGAUAGAUUUUUUAUCAUACAAGUCGAAUUCGGAGUUUAGUGUUGAUUCAAGAAAGUUGGAUCUCAUGUCAAGCAGAAUGUUCAAGGACAUUCUUAAUGUUUUUGUUUUUGUAAAGGAGGUCCAGUACAAUGCGCUUAUGAUUGUCCUCAUAGCCUCAUACAGCGAGGAGUGUGUCCAGAAGAUGGAUAAGCUGAUUGAUGAUGUUGUUGUAGUGAUGAAAGAUAAGACCAGGGAGAAGAUCCUCAGGGUUUGCUAUGCAAUCAUUGCAAACAUUCUUGACCAGGGAUAUGUUUUUUCACCUGGCCGAUUCAACUACAUCUGCCGAUGUACUGAGUUGGUUUUAGAAAGUGGAUACGGAGAUGUGGAUUUGAUUGCAGAUCUUAAGAAGGUAAAGAGCAAGAUAAUGCAAAACAGAGAAACUUUCUGCAUUCGAAAUUAUCUCAACGAGCUGUUUUCAGGCCGCUUUGAAGAUUCAGAAUACCAUCACAGAGAAGACUUCUGGACUGCAAAUCUUGAGAUGCUGAUGAAGAACAAAGUUGAGAUAAUCAAAGUUUUGAAGAAGUACUUAAAAUCAAACAAUCCUUCAUGGAUAUGCCUUGCAUGUAAUGACAUUUUCCAGAUGGCCAAGGUAUCGCCAGAUAUAAAUGUCCUACUGAAUAAGUAUCAGGUCAGAGAGGUUCUUUUUGGGUUGGUGCAUAGUGAAGACGAUGAUGUAAAGUUUCAUGCGAUUCAGGCUCUUUACAUGUGCAUCUCUUCUGAAUGGAGUUGA